UUUGGGUUCAUGUAACGACAAAAUGCCGUGGAUUACUGCAUUUUUUUUGGUUGGAUUCGUUCGUGUAAUCGAAUCACAAGAGAAAUGUAACAGCGGUUGGUUUGGAGAGAGAUGUCAAUUCCAGUGUCAUUGUUCUUCUUGUGAUCCAACUGGUCAGUGUAAAGAGAACAAAUGUGCUGUUGGUUGGUUCGGUUACAAAUGUCAAUAUCGAGAUCUUAUUAGUUCUAUUGCAACUCCCAACGCUAGCGUUGUCAGCUACAGCCCAUGGCUAGAUGGUGAUGACUUAACAUGCUACGUCAAUGAAGCUAUCAAAAAUGUUGUGGUCACUUUAUGGAAACAAGUUAAUUUUCAGUGGAUUCGGUUGGCAGUCAGUGAUCCUAACGUAGUAGACAAGUUCAACUUACACUUUGAAAAAGUUGACAUUCUCAACAAACGUUAUGAAUGCAGCAGGCAACGAUUUCAUCUGCUCAACUCACGUGUUGUAGAAAUACGAUGUGACAUGGACGAACUUUUUGACAGAAUUGUCCUGGAAGGAGAAGGAGUUACUAGCCUUUGUUCUAUUAACGUAAACGGAGGUCGUAAUGUCGCAAUGAAACAACCAACUGAGCAAACUUCCACCAAUGGUACAAACGUAGCUAGUAACGCUGUCGAUGGAAACUCAGACAGCAACUUCAACCAUGGGUCUUGUACUUUGACUAAUAAUGAAACUGACACAUCACCUACAUGGACUCUGACAUUUGAUGAGCCUAUGAUUGUAAACAGUUUUGAAAUAAUUACUAGAGAGGAUGAUCCUUGGAGGAAAUAUGUGUAUAAGUCGGCAAUACAAUUUUUUGACACGAAUAAUGAUAAUGUAUUGAAUUACACAUACUUGAUUUAUUGGUAUCCAUGGUAUCAAUUUAUCGUCAAUUUCAAUAAAGUGGCUCUAAAGAAGUUAAGUAUUACAGCACCAAAAGAAUCCUUUCCUACAGCCAUAUUAACUUUUUGUGAGAUCAACAUCUUUGGAGAUUGUCAGCCAGGUUAUUGGGAUUUGGAUUGUAAGAAGACAUGUGACACAAGAUGUCCUACCUCGUGCAGUGUUGUGGAUGGCUCUUGUACUACACGUUGCCUUGGUUACACCGAUGCUCCAUUGUGUACAAAAGAAUGCCCUCCUAACAAAUGGGGCGUGAACUGCCGUGAAAACUGCAGUGACAGGUGUGCCAAUAGAUUCUGUAACAACUUAGAUGGAUCUUGUACUUCUGGAUGUAACGGAUAUUCUGAUCCCCCGUAUUGUACUCAAGCUUGUACUAAUGGUCGCUAUGGACUCAACUGUGCCAGUCCUUGUAUCGAGACAUGUCCAGAUUGUGAGUCAUGUAUGGAAGAAGAUAACAAGCUCAAAGGAACAUAUUUUGGAAUAGGUUUUGGAGUUUGUGCAGUUUGUAUUCUUGUUAUUCUAAUAUUUGGAGUCAUUUACAUCAAAGUAAUACAUAGACGUUACAACAUCUGUAAACAAUGUGUCAUCUGGUGCACGGGUGACCAUGACGGCGUGGAAGUGAAACCAACAGACGCAGAGCCUAUCAAUGGAUCAGCUAAUGUGGACAUUGGUUCAUUAAGCACUGACAGGACAACAACAACAAACAUCUCUACAUCUGCUAGUGGUCGUAGUAUCAUCGAUGGCUAUGAUGUACUACAGGGAGGAGUGAACUCUGAUCCAUAUGACAUGUAUAGACCAUGUCCUCCGAUCCAACGAAGCACAUAGGCCAAGCCUAGAAAAUGUACCAGUUAAAAAAUAAACAAAAAUAAAUUACAAUUUGUUGCUAUGCAACUCAGAGAAUAAGAAGACUGACGUAUUUUAUGUAAGGAAUGUUUACUUCAACACAACCAUGUGCAGACACAACAUCGUUCACUACAUACGUAUUCAGUACACAUAUUGUUCACUAUACAUACAUUUGUUAAUACAUAUAGAUUGUUCACUACAUAUAGAUUGUUCACUACAUUCUAAUGGCUCAAUUUAAACACAUAGCUCAAUAUACACACAUUGUUCAUUUCACACACAUUAUUUACUAUAUUAACAUUGCUCACUACAUAUACAUUGUUCACUAUAUUAAAAUUUCUCACUAUAUUAACAUUGCUCACUACAUAUACAUUGUUCACUAUAUUUACAUUGCUCACUACAUAUACAUUGUUCACUAUAUAUAUAUAUAUAGGCCUAUAUAAUAUUCCAUUAACUUUCAUUUUUCACUUUUUAUACAUGUUUGUACUACCAAUGAAUUAUUUAUUAAUAUGCUACGUAAAGCUUGGUAAGUAAUACAAUGUUAAAGAUACAUAAAGAAAUCUGAUUUUCUAAUUUCCCUGUCAUAUGAAACUAAUUUGUCUGUACUUUCAACAUUGUCUGAAAUAAACUUUCAGUAAAAAGUUUUUCCAGUUCGAAUAGAAUUUAAAUAAAUAUUUUUUAUGG
Messenger RNA from Biomphalaria glabrata, 2434 nucleotides. RefSeq names its product platelet endothelial aggregation receptor 1-like. Lineage: Eukaryota; Metazoa; Mollusca; Gastropoda; Planorbidae. Gene Ontology annotation, molecular function: scavenger receptor activity. The transcript is spliced from 11 exons. The record is from RefSeq and is a predicted model, not a curated record. Bases 23 to 1735 code for a protein of 570 amino acids.